This is a messenger RNA of Bufo bufo (common toad), 477 nucleotides long. Its product is annotated as NXPE family member 2-like. The record is from RefSeq and is a predicted model, not a curated record. NCBI's taxonomy places the organism in Eukaryota, Metazoa, Chordata, Amphibia, Anura, Bufonidae. The coding region runs from base 1 to 477 and encodes 158 amino acids. The transcript has a single exon.
AUGGAUAAGGACAUUUAUGUUUUCUUCAAAAGGCACGGCUUCCCCCUGGAGAGCUUCUCGUUCUUCUACUCCAAGGAGGACAUGUACACGAGUCGUCAGAUUGACCAACGUGGUGGGGGGAAGGACACCAUCAUUGUAAUUACCAUGGGACAACACUUCAGACAGUUUCCACUAAAACUCUACAUUAAACGAGCGAUCAACAUCCGUAGAGCCGUGGAGCGAUUGUUUCUAAGGAGUCCAGAUACCAAGGUCAUCAUCAAGACGGAAAACACCAGAGAAUCAACUGCUCCUCAAGAGAGAAUUGGUGACUUCAAUGGUUAUUGCCAGUAUCUGGUGCUUAGGGAGGUCUUCCAAGGGAUCAACGUGGGCUUCGUGGAUGCUUGGGACAUGACGGUAGCCUCCUCCACGGAGUCUGUUCACCCUCCGGGAUACAUAUUUGACAGUAUAAUGAGCAUGACGUUCGCCUUUGCUUGUUAA